Molecule: messenger RNA, 1178 nt
Organism: Gryllus bimaculatus (two-spotted cricket)
Lineage: Eukaryota; Metazoa; Arthropoda; Insecta; Orthoptera; Gryllidae
Source: the annotation of a GenBank genome assembly
GCCGCAGCAGCCACUACCACUACCGCCACCGCCUGUGCCUCGGGCACGCGCAGCGCCCGCAAGAGCGGCCUGUCCGGUCGCCAAGUCACGCCGGCGGCGGCGGACAGCGGCUUUGGGGCGCCCCGGGCCUUCCCGAGGAGGAAGCCCGAGUCGGUGGCGAGAGGCCGCGGCGUGGCGUCGCCCGCAGAGAUGGACUCUGCGCGGGCGCUGGCGGUGGCAGCGGUGCUGGCGCUCGCGGCGGCCGGCCGCGCCUCGGCGGCGGCGGUGCCCACGGGGCGGCAGACGCUCAGCUGCGUCUGCACCUCCACGCACUUCGCCGACGUCUCCUUCGCCGUCACGUGCGAACGCAACUCCACCGGGCGCUGGGACGGAACGGAUUCAUCACCACUUUCCACGUUUUUUGAACAGAGCUCCGUAUCGUGUUCACGAGGACCUGUACCAAAUCCUGGAAAAGACUAUAGGCUGGUAAAGAAUCUGGGCUACUACAAAUUUCAUCCUCGCCAGACUACAUGGGAAGAUGCUCUUCGGACUUGCGCAAGUGAAGGCGCUAACCUGCUAGUCGUAAAUUCUGAAAAUGAAGCCAACGCUGUGUCCAAGAUCUUCGCAGAGUUUCCGAAACUGCACGAAGAAGACUGGCUCAAUGAUCAAGUUUGGGUUGGAAUCACUGACCUUAAAAAAGAAGGAAAGUUUGUAUCAUUGACAGGGCGCACGCUGCCGGAGGAGGGCUACGAGCGCUGGGCCAAGGGCGAGCCCAACAACGAGGGCGGCAACGAGCACUGCCUGGCCUUCGACCGGCAGCGCCUCUACAACGACGAGCCCUGCGACACGCGCCUCUCCUUCGUCUGCGAGCGGAGGAACUGAUGUCUCAAGAAUGUAAAAUUGUUUUUAAUAGGUGUUCUAAGAGUAUAAAAAUAUUAAUUUAGAAACUUAUUGGUUUUCUUACAAUAAAAAGGAAUAAUCGAUAUUAGUACGCCACUCCUGACAGUGUACUUUCUUUUAAUCCUGCAACUACUAACCCUGCAUAAUCUACUCGUUCUUCCCCCAUUUUUCUAAUUUUUUGUACUUUUUGGUAUUCGUAUGUAUAUAUUUGGAGUAGUUUAUGUAGUACAGAAAGAGUAAUGUAAUCAUGUGGAAAAUCGAUUUCAAUAUAUCUAUAAAAAUACACCGUUUGUGAGGAC